Centropristis striata (black sea bass) is the source of this 1691-nucleotide messenger RNA. It is a transcript of the gene b3gnt5a, whose product is annotated as UDP-GlcNAc:betaGal beta-1,3-N-acetylglucosaminyltransferase 5a. Lineage: Eukaryota; Metazoa; Chordata; Actinopteri; Perciformes; Serranidae. Gene Ontology annotation, biological process: brain development. Gene Ontology annotation, cellular component: membrane. The coding region runs from base 163 to 1344 and encodes 393 amino acids. The transcript has a single exon. The record is from RefSeq and is a predicted model, not a curated record.
GGCAGAAGGUGAGAAGUGUCAAAUGAGUUAAAGGAGGCAGAGAAAUGAAAUAAUAUUCUCUGCAGGUAAGACAGAAGAAGAUACAGCUCCAGGAAAGAUUCUAGACGGAUCCAGAGGCUACAUGCCGUCAGUGUUCGGAGUAAAAACUAAGCAGAGAUUGCGAUGUUCAUGAACUUCCGCCGUAUCCACAAGUGCCAGUGUGUGCAGCUGAUCACCACAGGCCUGGUGUUGUGUGUGGUGAUGGCCUGCUGGGAGGAGCUGGAUCACCACGUGGUCAGCCACAUGAGAUCCUACACGUACCGCUACCUGGUCAACAGCUACGACUUCCUCAACUCUUCCUUCGCCAUCACCUCCAACCAAAAGGACGGUUCUAACGGUGCGGACGGCGGGUUAGGAAGCCACUCGUACCUCAUCAACCACCCGGGUAAAUGUGGAGGCGGCGGAGAAGACGGCGAGGACGUCCUUCUGCUUCUGUUUGUCAAAUCAUCACCGGAGAACUUUGAGCGCCGCCAGGCCAUCAGGGACACGUGGGGGAACGAGAGCUUUGUUCGGUCGGAGCUCGGAGCGAGCGUGAGGCUGGUGUUCGCCCUCGGCGUGCACCCAGACGUCAGGCAAAGAUCCAGGGUGCAGAGAGCGCUGCUGCAGGAGGACCAGGUCUACAGAGACCUGAUCCAGCAGAACUUUUUGGACACUUUCCACAACCUGACCACCAAACUGAUCCUGCAGUUCCACUGGAGCCACGAGUACUGCCCUCAGGCGAACUUUCUCAUGUCUGCGGACGAUGACAUUUUCGUUCACAUGCCCAAUUUGGUGAAGUACCUGCGGCAGCUCCUGGGUACACAAUCGGGGGCUAAAGACCUGUGGGUGGGGCACGUGCACAGAGGAGCCCCUCCAAUUCGCCGUAAAGACAGCAAAUACCACGUUCCCUAUGAUCUGUACCCCUGGCCUUCUUACCCGGACUACACAGCUGGAGCGGGGUAUGUGGUGUCAGGGGAUGUGGCCGCUAAGAUCUACCACGCCACUCUGGUGCUGAACUCCUCCAUGUACAUAGACGACGUCUUCAUGGGGUUUUGUGCCAAGGCCACCGGAGUCUCUCCUCAGGAGCAUGUGUACUUUUCAGGGGAGGGCAAGGCUCCGUACCAUCCCUGCAUCUAUUACCACAUGAUCACAUCACACGGUCACGCUACAGACGUGCGCUCGCUAUGGAAGGCAGCAACAGACCCCAGAUUGUUCAGACACUCUAGAGGAUUUAUGGGAAAUCUGUACUGCACGGUAAUGAGAGUCAUGCUGCUGUGUCUGCCGUAUCACCAGAACACAUACUCCUGCAUGGCUGCUUUUACAUAAAGGGUCAUCAAAGGUUGCAGGAACUCAUGAAUGCUAAGACAAACAAAUGAUGGGACCUCACACAAACAGUCUGCCAUGUUUUUCUCUCAUGUUAUAGUUCACUGUGUGCUGGCCAAACGAUGUAUUUGCUCUCUUCUUGUAAUAAAUACCACAGAUGUCUGUUAAGCAAACAAGUGCACUAAUUUGUUCUUCAGUCAUCAGGAGGAUCAUGUUUCACUUUGUUUAAAGUGGCUGUACGUGUUAUUCAGAGCAUAUCGAUUGUCUCUUGACAGGACAGAGCUAACAGUGUGACCUGAGGGUGACACUCUGUAGGUCAGGAAGGUGUUAUCAGCAAUAAACGCCGUAUG